Messenger RNA from Dendrobium catenatum, 1432 nucleotides. RefSeq names its product protein PHR1-LIKE 1. Gene Ontology annotation, molecular function: DNA-binding transcription factor activity; DNA binding. The record is from RefSeq and is a predicted model, not a curated record. The transcript has 6 exons. The coding region runs from base 10 to 1395 and encodes 461 amino acids. NCBI's taxonomy places the organism in Eukaryota, Viridiplantae, Streptophyta, Magnoliopsida, Asparagales, Orchidaceae.
CUGGUGGAGAUGAGAGGGGAGAAGUCAAUAGAAGUGGUGGAGAUUGAAGAUGACGAGGAGCAAAAGAAUGAGACAAGUGAAGGAAUAAGUUGCAGAAAAAAGUUUCAGCUUGAGCUGAACCUUAACGAGGAAGUGAUGGAAGAGAGAGAACAAGAAGAUGAUGAAGAUAAUGGAAGCACCACAGAAGUUAGAGAGGAAGGAGGAGGAGAGAGUUGUAGCAACAAUAAUAGUGAAGAAGAUGGAAAUAACAAUGAUGGUGACUCAAGUAAGAGCAUGGAGGAGGAUGGAGAAGAGAACAGAGACCGGCGAUCGGCCGCCGUUAGGCAAUACGUGAGGUCUAAACUGCCAAGGCUACGGUGGACGCCGGAGCUCCAUCUCUCCUUUGUUCAUGCCGUUGAGAGGCUGGGCGGCCAUGAGAGAGCGACCCCGAAGUUAGUUCUUCAGAUGAUGAAUGUGAGGGGUUUAAGUAUUGCCCAUGUAAAGAGUCACUUGCAGAUGUACAGAGGCAAGAAGCUUGAUAGUUCAGGGCAAGACAGGAGCAUCUUCUCUUCGGGAUUAUCAACAUUUGAUGCCCAUUUAAGAAGAGAGAUGUUCUACCAACGAGCAGCUGGUUCUUGCCAACCAUUAAGAAUGGAAAAUGGUGGCCUCCUUCCAUCCAGAUAUAUUCAUGAAGCUGAAAGAUUUUACAGUCUCUUGCGGCAGUCUCAGGCUCAGAGAAGUUUUGAAUUCAAUGAAAGCAACUUCAGACACCAGCAGCAAAUGAUAGUAAGAUCAAGCUCAAUCAAAGAUCUGAACUGUAAGAAAGACGAAAGGUAUUUGCCACUGCAAAGGAGCAGAAGCUUUGAGUGGAUAGGUGGCUGCACUCACCAGCAGCUUUCACAAACUCUUCAAAUCAAUUCAUCUUCUAAUAGUAGUCCUAAUUUUAGUAUGAAUGGCACCAGCAGCUACUUCAGCAAGAUCAAUCAAUAUUCCGGGCAUGACCCUUUGACUAAAGAUGAACUUGAUCAGCCUCAUUUAACACGAUCUUUUCCAUUCCAGGAUCAGAAAUCUAGCAAAAAUUCAACUAAGAUUGACAAAAGCAUUGAAAAUAUAGAGGAAAUAUCUACAGAUGCCAAGAAGAUGAGAUUCACAAGAGAAAACAAUGGAAUUCCAGAGUUGCAGCUGAGCUUGAUGCCAAGCUCAAUAGAUCACAAAGAGACAAAUACCAUGAACAUUGAGUCAAGAGAUGAGAGUGAGCUCUCACUUUCUCUAUCUCCUCCAACUCGCAGAGCAAUCAACAAAUCCUUUAAAAUGCAAGGAAAUAUUAUGAGCUCUGAAAAAGAUUUCUUAAAAAUUGGCAGCAGUAAGAUGUCCUCUUUAUUUUUGAGUGCUUCAGAUAUCGCCAUGUCCUACUAAAAUUUUAAUCUGUUGACAUACAUUUUUGAAGAAAUGA